ACCUGUAAGUGUAAUGACAUAUUAAGCGGAAAACCGCAAAAACGCUAGAAUUAGCGGCCCGCUCGAAAACCGCCUGCAAUGCAAUGUCAAUGCUCAAUGACAUAUUUCCUUCCCGCCGGCCGCUGCGAUCGGCGGCAAAAUUCAGUCCGCGUCUUGUCGGCGGGAAAGCGAUUUGCGUUUUGCGGUUUGAGUGGGGGAAACAUACACAAACUAACGCCUGGUGACAAAUAGUUGUCUACUGAACCGCUGCGGGUUGCGAUUUGUAGUAUGUUUCGUGAUUUCGUCGAGGAGUCUGCAGAAUCAUGUCCACAGAAAACCUCAUUGAGCUCGUUGAGAUGCAUCCUUCCAUUUAGAACAAAAGUUGUGAGCAGUACAAAGACAGAUACGAAAAAGAAAAGGCUUGGAUCGAGAUCGCCCGAAGGAUCUUCCAAGAUUGGGAUACACUUGGGAAGAAAGAGAGGAAUAAAAAAUAUAAUAGUCGGUAAUUGAAAAUUCUUCAACGACCAUCAGUGUCACGUGCAGGAAAGGGUCUCAUGAGAUUUGUAUGUAUUUUAAACGCUUCGUCUCCAAGAAAUACAAAAGGCUGAGGAGUGGAAUCUGUUCCGGGUAGACACUUAGGUGCAGGAAUAUUUAGUUGGCCAGAAUACAGUUUCGUACCAAAAGUGCUGACAUGGAAUACAGUCGAAUCACCUUCUUCACCAUAAGCUCCUACAUCAAUUGAAAUAAAGCGAAGGUUGGCAUUAGCUACUGCCAUUAGAACCACCGAAAAAUACUUCUUGUAGUUGAAAAAUUUAGAUCCAGAGCUCCGUGGCUCAACACAACGAAUUUGUUUCCCAUCCACCGCACCUAAGCAAUUUGGAAAAUCUGUUUUCUCUUGAAAAGUGUCGGCGAUCUGGUACCAUUCCUCUUUCGUUGGCUCAGGCAUUUCUGUAUCUUUCAAAGCAAGCCAGAUUGCUUGGCAAGCUUCAGACACUAUAUCGGCAAUCGUACUUCUUCCAAUGUGGAAUUCAUAUUGUAGAGCUGUGAAGGUAUUUCCGUGGCCAAGUAUCUGCAAAAAGAAUCGAAAUAUACUACUAAUUCUAGUGCACGUGUUUUUGUGUCUUUGUUUUUGAAAUUAAUUAUUCUUUUUUAGCGGAAGCGUUGAAGAAGAAAUGGAAGAACAUCAAGGAUUCAUUAAGAAAAUAUUUAGAUACAAGAAGCAGCGAUGCUGCAAAAAAAAAGAAAUAUGUACACCUUGAGGCCCUAAGUUUCCUCCAAAACUCUGCUGAGAAAAGAAGGUUGGUCAUUUAGUUGAUGUUAUAUCAUCUACAGUAUAUAUCGUCAUUUGCAUCCUUUUCAGCACAACGAGCAAUUUCGACUCAGACACUUCAGAGGAAGGCCACAACGAAUCUGACAUAGCCACAACUUCAGCGUUAUCACUAUCAGAAUCCCAUUCACCCAUUUCAUCCCCACACCCAGAAAACUCAUCAACUCCAAAACAACAUUUUUUGAGGAAGCCUAGUCGACCUGCCAAGAUGACUCCUUUUCAAGAAUCCCUUAUAAAAAAUCUCAGUCAGGCAUCAUCAUCGAUUACCCAAGCCAGAGUUGACGAAGAUGCAGAUCGUUUGUACCUACUUUCUUUACUUCCGGAUUACAAAGCGUUAUCUCCGGGGCAAAAGUGGGCAUUCCGUGAACACGUAGGAUACUUUUUCCGUCAAACUUUCGCACCUCCUACAUCUACGCCUCCUCUGUCAUUCCAAAACUACCGAACCACUUCAACACAUUGUCCUCAAUACUCCUAUCAAGAACAUAGUUCACUUUUCUCUCACAACAUAACCCAACUUCAGAAACUCCCACAGCCACCGCAAACCUAUCAAACAUCAUCUUGUAACAUAGCACAAGAAUCCACUCAAGUCACAUUCUCUCCCAGUUCGUCUUCCCAAUCACAGUAACGAUAUUACUAUAUUAAGUUGUAUUAUCAAGUAUUUUGUUCACUUUUGAUUUUUUUACAAAUAAACUCGAGUUAUGAUUAUUAUUGAUUAUUUGAGUGUAAUUUAAAACAUUAUUUAUAUAAUAUUUAAAAUAAAUAAGAAGUUAUAUAAAUGUUUGGUUACCUGAGU
Messenger RNA from Acanthoscelides obtectus, 2099 nucleotides. NCBI's taxonomy places the organism in Eukaryota, Metazoa, Arthropoda, Insecta, Coleoptera, Chrysomelidae. The record is from the annotation of a GenBank genome assembly.